CUAGGUAACGCGAAAGGAGGUGCAAUCUAGAUGCCCUCUCUCCAAGGAGAUGCGCUUCUUCCAGACUGUUGCGCCAACAAGUGUCAUGAAUACAGACAGUAUCGGCCAAUAUUCGCGAGGUUUCCCUAUAGAGAACCGUCUCUGCGUUAUGGACACCAUUGCCACUCUUGCUGUGUUUAUAAUUAGAACCCCCAAUAAAAUCAAAACCAAAAUUUUAAAAAAUUACUUACUCCGCCAGCAAGUUCGCA
Molecule: messenger RNA, 248 nt
Organism: Aspergillus pseudonomiae
Lineage: Eukaryota; Fungi; Ascomycota; Eurotiomycetes; Eurotiales; Aspergillaceae
Exons: 1
Coding region: 31-186 (51 amino acids)
Source: RefSeq, a predicted model, not a curated record